Messenger RNA from Mesorhabditis belari, 498 nucleotides. NCBI's taxonomy places the organism in Eukaryota, Metazoa, Nematoda, Chromadorea, Rhabditida, Rhabditidae. The record is from the annotation of a GenBank genome assembly.
AUGAGCGUGAUCGAUCUGGACGAAUGGGAGAACACAGAGAAUAGCGCACCCGGAAUGCGAAGCAGUGUCGACGACGAUUUGAAGCGACUCUCGUUGACCGAAGCCGAGAAAGAGGCGCUGUUGGACGAUUUGAAGAAAACCGAGGAAGAAAUCGGCACACUCGAGAUGGUGCUUUCCAAUCGAAAGGAGCACGCACUCGAGUUGCGCCGGAAGAUGAAAAUCUCGCGUCCCAUCGAUAUGAUCGCGUAUGAGACGAGCACCGCUUUUCGCACUGUGAUGGACACCGAUGCAGUUAAGAAGACAGCGGCUGUUGCAAACGCGGGAAUGGAGAAAACGAGGGACACAGUGAAAAGCGGCUGGAGUGCUGUGCGUCGAAACAAAGUCUUUCAAAGUGUGGAGUCAUCGGUGAACACAGCUCUCACUUCAACGGCCGAAGUCGCCAAGAAAGGCUACGAACAUCUCGCCGGUUACAACACGAUCCCUAAAAAGGACGAGGAA